AUGUUAAGAUUAGAUUUUAAGAUGGCGUGCAGACAUUUUUGUUCCUUUGCUCUCUUCAUUUUCCAUUCGUAGAGGCCAAGAACCCUAACAGUUUCAUCAUUUGGUGUUGUGAUGGAUGGUGAUAAUGGUCUCAACAUCCGUAACUGGGGUUACUAUGAACCGGCCACAUCGUUUAAGAGCCAUCUGGGGCUGCAGCUGAUGUCAUCCAUGCCGGAAAAGCCUUUAAUCGGAGGGCGCAAUGCUGCGGUUUUAUCUGCUACAAAUGGGGCAUUUCACCACAGAGACAUUGGUAUGUCCCACGCUACAUACCCUAUGGAAUACGUGAGAGAUGCUUGGAUUAGUAGUCAGAGAGACAAGUAUAUGAAUAUGAUACCUACAAAUCAUAACUAUGGUAGUAUUCCAGAGACAUCUUCGGCACAUCAAAUUCAAAUGAUUCCACCGCCGGAAUUGCCGAAGGAAGAAAGGGAAGUGGAAGAGGAAGCUGUUGUUGAGAAGGCAACUGGGGGCAGUCGUAAGAAAAGACAGAGUCCUAAGGUGCCGAAAUCUCCCAAGGCAAAGAAGUCCAAGAGGGGCCCUCGUGUGCCAAAGAAUGAGAAUGCUCCCACAGUUCAUCGU
Messenger RNA from Vigna umbellata (rice bean), 615 nucleotides. The record is from RefSeq and is a predicted model, not a curated record. NCBI's taxonomy places the organism in Eukaryota, Viridiplantae, Streptophyta, Magnoliopsida, Fabales, Fabaceae.